UCACUUAUAUUAUUAUAUAGUACAUAGUUUUCAUUAUAAUAAUCCCCAGGCCAAAAGUUCACUCCCUCUCUGAGUUCAUCAUUCCCAUCUCACAGAAAACCAACCAUGGAAAGUAAAACUAAUGAUCACCAACUUCAUGUUUUCUUCUUUCCAUUUAUGGCUCAAGGCCACAUGAGACCAACCAUUAACCUGGCCAAGUUGUUCGCAUCAAAAGGGUCAAAAGCCACCAUCAUCACCACACCUUACUUCACAUCCUUCGUGUCAAAAUCCAUCGAAAAAGCCAAAGAUUUUGGUGCCCAAAUCGACAUUCUCCAUAUCAGAGUUCCUACAGAGGAGGUGGGAUUGCCCGAAAGUGUUAGCAGCGUUCACAUGACAAGUACCUCUGAUUCCCAGCAAAAGUUCUUCGAAGCUUGCGGCAAGCUCGGCCCCCAACUCGACCAAAUCUUAGAGCAACAUCGACCCGAUUGUCUAGUGGCCAAUAUGUUCUUCCCUUGGGCUCCGGAUGUUGCUGCCAAGUUUGGUAUUCCAACACUUCUCUUUCAUGGCACUUCUUAUUUUUCUUUGUGUGCUACGACCAGCAUUUUUUUGCAUGAGCCUGAGAAGAAGGUGUUGUCUGAUUCAGAGCCCUUUUUUAUUCCUAAUUUCCCCGACAAGAUCGAGAUUACUCGACACAAAUUACCUGAAUAUUUGAAACAGGAAGAAGGGGGUCAGUUUUGGAAGUUGUUCAAAUCGUUAAGAGAGGCUGAGUUUAAAACUUAUGGAAUUUUGGUUAAUAGCUUUUAUGAGCUAGAACCAACUUAUGCUGACUAUUACCCAAAACUCUUGGGAACAAAAGCUUGGCAAGUAGGCCCUUUGUUCUUAUACGAUCAAGAUUCUAAUCCUGAAGAGCAUGACUGUUUGAAGUGGCUUGAUACCAAGAGACCAAAUUCAGUUAUUUAUGUGAGUUUUGGAAGCAUAGCUAGUUUUGAUGAAGAACAGCUUAUGGAGAUUGCAACAGGGUUGGAGGCCUCAGGGCAGCAAUUUAUUUGGGUGGUGAAGAAGGAAAAUAAAGAAGAGUGGCUUCCCCAAGGAUUUGAGGAGAGAAUGGAAGAAAAGGGUUUGAUAUUACAAGGAUGGGCACCCCAAAUUCCAAUCCUUGAGCACAAAGCAAUCGGGGGAUUUGUGACACACUGUGGUUGGAACUCGAGUUUGGAAAGCAUCUGUGCUGGGGUUCCCAUGGUGACUUGGCCAGUAUCGGCAGAGCAAUUUUAUAAUGAGAAGUUGAUUAGUGAAGUUCUGAGGGUUGGGAUUGAAGUUGGAGCUAAGAAAUGGAAACUAAUGGUUGGUGAUUUUGUGAAGAGGGAUGCCAUAGAGAGAGCUGUGAGUCGGGUUAUGGAAGGAGAUGAAGGUGAGGAAAUGAGAAGCAGAGUGAAGGAACUUGCGGACAAGGCAAGGAAUGCUGUGGUGGAAGGAGGGUCAUCUGUUUUGGAUCUAAAUGCUUUGUUUCAUGAUUUGAGGUCAGCUCAAAUUGACAAUUGUUCAAUAUCAACUUAGAAGAAUCUUUCUGUAACUUUCUAAAUAUCAUGAAUGAAGUGUUAGUAAUUUGUCCAA
Cannabis sativa is the source of this 1590-nucleotide messenger RNA. RefSeq names its product UDP-glucose flavonoid 3-O-glucosyltransferase 7. The transcript has 2 exons. The record is from RefSeq and is a predicted model, not a curated record. Gene Ontology annotation, molecular function: UDP-glycosyltransferase activity. Bases 106 to 1533 code for a protein of 475 amino acids. Lineage: Eukaryota; Viridiplantae; Streptophyta; Magnoliopsida; Rosales; Cannabaceae.